This is a messenger RNA of Pseudomassariella vexata, 1449 nucleotides long. RefSeq names its product glycoprotease family-domain-containing protein. The coding region runs from base 1 to 1449 and encodes 482 amino acids. The transcript has a single exon. Gene Ontology annotation, biological process: mitochondrial tRNA threonylcarbamoyladenosine modification. Lineage: Eukaryota; Fungi; Ascomycota; Sordariomycetes; Amphisphaeriales; Pseudomassariaceae. Gene Ontology annotation, cellular component: mitochondrion. The record is from RefSeq and is a predicted model, not a curated record.
AUGAGUAUAUCAUGGUCCCGACUGUGGCCCCGCGUACCGGCACAUAGCCCACUCGCACAACCACAGCCCCGGCUCGUCGCAACGCGCCAAGUCCUCCCCUCCUUUGCCUCCCACCAAAGACGACAGCUCCUCACUCUCGCCAUCGAAAGCUCCUGCGACGAUACUUGCGUAGCCCUCCUCGAGAAGACGGCCUCCGGCGCUGCCCGCCUGCACUUCAACAAGAAGAUCACGUCCGACAACCGGGAAUUCCAAGGCGUCCAUCCGCUGACCGCCAUUGUCUCCCACACAGCCCACCUCGCGCCGCUGAUCAAGGAAGCCCUGCGGCAUCUGCCCGAGGCCUUGCCACCACCACUGCAUAAUGGCAACAGACGAGAUGACGGACAGUACUGGAAGCGUCUGGUCUGGGAAGAUGGCAAAGCACGCCAGAAACCCGACUAUAUCACGGUGACGCGCGGGCCAGGCAUGACAUCCAACCUAGCGGCGGGGCUCAACACGGCGAAGGGGUUAGCGACGGCGUGGGAUGUGCCGCUACUAGGGGUGAACCACAUGCAAGCGCACGCCUUGACGCCGCGUCUGGUGUCUGCCCUGGAACAGCACCAGCGGGAAGAGGAACAGACGACAGGUCAAGGUCAUUGCCAUCCCCGGUUCCCCUUCCUUUCCCUGCUCGUCUCGGGCGGACACACAAUCCUCGUCCACUCUCUAUCACUCUGCGACCACCGCAUCGUCGCCGAGGCCAUGAACAUCGCUACUGGGGACAUGAUCGACAAGUGCGCGCGAGUCAUCAUUCCCCCGGAAGAGAUUGCCACCGAGCAAAACGUCAUGUACGGCCCGCUACUGGAGAAGUUUGCUUUUCCUCAAUGCAAAGAUUCCGAAGAGACGGACUACGAGUACACCCCGCCCCUAACCCGGGCCGACGAGAUCAAAGCCUUCGACUCGGGAUUGGGUUGGGUACUCACGCCUCCGCUCUCCGGUACGACGGCCAUGGCAUACGAUUUCGCGGGUAUUGGCGGCCGGGUGCGGUCGGUGGUCGAGGAGAAGCCGGAAAUGAGCGUCGAUGAGAGACGGCUGCUAGCUCGGCAUACUAUGCGGCUCGUGUUUGAGCACCUGGCUAGUCGGUUGCUGUUCGCCUUGAAAAAUGAUCCGAACAUGGCAGAUGUGAAGACGGUGGUUGUUGCUGGCGGUGUUGCUAGCAAUCGGUAUCUUAUGCACAUUCUGCGAUCCAUGUUGCAAGUCAGGGGCUUCGGCCAUUUGGAGAUCAUUGCACCACCGCCCGCCUUGUGCACCGACAAUGCGGCUAUGAUUGCGUGGACUGGCAUGGAGAUGUACGAGGCUGGAUUCAGGAGCGAGAUGGACAUUCUGCCUAUCAAGAAGUGGCCCUUAGGAGGUAUACUUACGACGGGUGGAUGGAUCAAAAGAGCAUGGGUGGAACAAGACAAGGCCAAGCGAUAA